Messenger RNA from Symbiodinium sp. CCMP2592, 471 nucleotides. NCBI's taxonomy places the organism in Eukaryota, Dinophyceae, Suessiales, Symbiodiniaceae. The record is from the annotation of a GenBank genome assembly.
AUGCCCCGAGUCAGCAUCGCGUGUGCCGCGUCCCUGCUCCUCUGUGGUGCCUGCUUCGUCGUGCCCAUCAGCCUCAACUCGACGCCUCGGACGAAGUCAGGUGUUGUGGUGGAACUUCCCGUUCAAAACCAGACGCCUGAGUCAACCUCCUGGGCCUUCUUGGCUCUUGGCGGAGCCUUGGGGCUCUUGAUUGCAGCCGCCGCAGCCCGACCUGCAUGUGCUGCAGACCUGGAGAACCGCGAGGCUGUCUUGAAUAGCAGUUGUACCGCCUGCCACGCUCAAGGCAGCAACUUUGUGUUGGAGAAGAUUAAUGGAGAUGCCCUGGUAGAGUACCGCAAGCACGACGUCCAGGCCACUAUCGCCCGGGUGACCGACGGCAAGAGUGCUUUGCCCUCCGUCGGGCAGAAGUUGCGACUUGACAACUUCGAAGACGUGGCAAGCUACGUCUACGCCAAGGCUGACAAAUGGUGA